GGCAGUCUGUGGAGGCUGGGGUAACCCAGCAGGCCCGGAGGUUGUGGGACCUCAAGGUGGAGUCUUGGUACUACGGUCCCCUAAUAGCCCAUUCACUGUAUUUCUCCCUUUAGGAAUGUUCCUCUUAGAAGAAGAGUUAGGAGGCCUUCCAGGACCUUGAACUCAGCAACCACUCCAUACAUGUUGGAUAGAGGGUUGCCUUUUAUGUUAAAGUGUCUCAACCCACCUUUCACUUAAUGGGUUUCCUAAAUAAAUCCUCAAGCUUUUAGAUAACUGUCACAAUAAGUUAACUUGGGAAAUGCCAAGAGAGUAGGGAAAGACUUCUGUCCUUGGGCUCUAAUGAGCUGAAGCUGGUGGGCACUUUAAUGAUUCUCUCACCCAUGAUCCUGUAGGUGGUCCGGCUGUCUGUGCUUAAAUGAUUUAUCUCAGUAGCAUCACCUUUCUGAAUUCUUUAAAUUUUGGCUAAAUAAUAACUACAACAACAACAACAACAAUAGCUAUUUUCCUGUGCGACCAAAAUUGAAUAACCAUAUAUGGAUAAUUAGGUUCAUUGUUUAUUUUUAAGCCUUUAAGAGUUCCCUUCCUCUAGGUGUAUAGGUUAAUGGAACUGGAUAGAUUUGGAGGGUUUGUGGGAAAAAUAUAUCUAACGCCUUUCUUUGGGCAAAUAAGAGAGAAAUGGGUAUAUAGUUUACUCCUAAAGGUAUCAAACGCCAAAAUCCCCUCCCCCGUUUUUUGUGCAACUAUCCCCCUACUUUUAAUUCAAGAUGUUAGAGAUCCAGCAAUUUUUUUUUUUUUUUGUGGACUUUGGCAGGCCGAUUAACCUGUCCUGACUCAGUCUCAGUACAAAUCCAUGCUUUUAAGAAGCCAUAAAGAAUUUAGUGGAACGAUUACAGAAAAUAAGUCAUAUUUUAUUGGAUGUAAAAAUGGUAUUUACAGGAAUAUAAGUUUAAAUGUUUUGAAAUCCGUUGGAAUGAAAGAUAUGUGUGAUUUAAUGUCACAAAAAAUGUUUUCAUAGCCCUAAUAGUCUGUUUUUUUUUCCAGUAAUACUCUUUUCAAAUUAAAAAUGGUUCAGAUUAUUCUUUCUGAGCUUACCUAUGUCAAGUAUAGUUUUCCAAUAUCCUUAACUAGCAAACAACCACCAAGCAUCUUGUCAUAUUUGUGUGCAGUAAAAUAAUUUCUCUGAAUACUUAGUUCUUAACAUGAGAAUACCACAAUAAGAUAAAAUUUUUGCAGAUACCUUUGUAAAAUAGAUGAUAGGAUUCCAAUGUAAUGAAAUGAUAGGAUUCCAACAGUGAAAAUCCGAUUUACUUAAUUUGCAGGGAGAUCACUGAGUCACAGCUGCCAACAUGUAGCAGUUUGCAUACCUUAUCUUCUUCAAAUAAUCACAUUAACACAUAAAUAUAAGUAACUCAAACUUCAGAAUUCUAUUAUCCAAUUUGUGAAUUAUCUGGCUCAUUUGCUUUUCUUCCAUCUCUCUGGUUGACUGAUUACUAUUUUGUGUUUGAAUCAGAAGUCAGUCAGGGGAUAGCAAAGUUAAACAUUUAAGCAGUCAGUUUUGCUCUAUUCAAUGUUCGGGGAAGAGGUUUAGUCAUGGGAGAGGCUUUAACUUUUAGUUAAAAUGAAAUUUGAAAAUUACUUGUGAAUGCCAAUUAUCCUAGUAUCCCUGGGCUCUCUUCACAUGCAUAAUUAAGAGUUGACUGUAUAAUGUUAUUUGACAUUGUUUCUUAAGGCAAUUAUGAUAGUUACCGAAGUGAGACUUUCUUGGGUUUAAAGACUUUAGCUCUCAGGUAAUUUAAUUGAGCUACUUCAGUGGAUAAAUAAAAUUAUAAUAUAUUCAGAUGAGUCAGAAAUACGAUGUCCUCCACUUUGCACAUAUACUUAAUUAUUUAACCUACUGCAUUUGGCCCUGGCCUUCCCUUAUUUAUGAUUGAGCAGAUGCUCCUAAUAUAGACAGUGAACAAUCAAUAUUUAGUAAGGAAAUUAAUACAGCCCUUUUCUUUAAUCUCCUAGCUGUAUCAAUGCCUCCUAUUUCUUUUCUGAAGAGCUUCACAAUAUCAUUGCUCUUAUGUUUUAAACUUCAAUAAGUUCAUAUACAAACAUAAGCAACAUAGUUCUCAGCUAUCAUUAAAGCUUUAAGAAAUCUAGUUAUGACGUACAUGAAUCCUCUGUAGAACUCUGUAGAAUUGUGAAAAUAUCUGCAGCACUAUAAAUAGGAAUGUAGAGGACUUAGUAGGUGUCUCCAGAACUUGGAAAGAAGGUUGGUUGUCUUUUGUGAAUGAGUACUCUAUUACAAACCAACGUUAAGUUGCCUGAGUAUUUUAAAAAUUGUUUUUUUUUUUAGUUGUAGAUGGUCAAAAUACCUUUAUUUUAUUUACUUAUGUUUAUGUGGUGCUGAGAAUUGAAUCCAGUGCCUCACACAUGCUAGGUAAGUGCUAUGCCACUGAGCUACAACUCCAUCACCUGGAUUAUAGGAGUGUCUAGGGGUUGGCUGCUUGUUAAGUUGUGACUGUGGCCAUUUGGGAGUGCCCAAUUCCAAUUGGCAGAGGCAAGCUAGAAUGAAUUUUUACUAAGAAAGCUAAAGGUUAAUUGGUUUUCUUGUUACUUGUCAAAGAAAGACCUUGUUAAGUAAGGAAGAGUAAUGGAAUGCAUAGACCUUAGAAAUAGUGGAGCCCUCGAAGUAUUUGUUACCUGUCUCCCUUUAUGCAUGCUCCUCCCCUAAUUACCUUUUGCUUAUUUCAUCCUUCUAUACCUACUAAGAAUUUGUUUUCUUAGACUAUGAAUAUAGUUUGCUGGCCACUGAAAAGGUUUCCUCCAUUCUCAUCAGCAAUAUCUCAAGUGAGGUUAAGCCAGUCUUUUGAGGCUAAUCAUCUAUGGAUGGAGUCCCAAAGUCACCUGUUUCUGAAAUUGCAAAAUUAAAGAUUUCAGAUCCUGAAGUAGGAGAUAGCCCUAGACUGGGCUGUGUUAUCUCCCAUAUAGAAUGUAUAUUUGUCUUAAGUGAAAUAUUUAGUCUUUCACUGAAAUAGUAAUGUUCACUAAUAACUUUAAUUAAGCUUCUUGUCAUUUUUGCUUUUUAUUAUUAUUGUUUUUGGCAUUUAUUGUUGCAGAAACAAGCAUAACUGUAAUUAAGUAAAGGAAACUAGAAACCUGAAUGUUUCCCUCCCUUCCUUUAUUAUACCCUUAGAUGAAUUGUUCCCUUUGAAAACCUCAUUUUCUUUUAUUGUAAAAUGAAACUUCUCCAAAAUGUUUUUAUUACUAAGUUGAAAGACAUUUGUAAAAUAAUCAUUAUGUACUCAGUGUAUUUACUAUUACCAUUUGAAAACCUACUUUGUCCAUGAGUGGUUAGAUAUUAUAAUAUAUGUACCCUACAUAUAUUCAAAUAAGAAUAGACAAUUGGAAUGUAGAAAUAGACCAAGAGCUGUGUUACUAAAUCCAGGUUGUUUAAUUUUACAAGUGUAAAGUUGUAUAUCGGGAGCUGUGGCUCAUUCCUGUAAUCCCAGGGCUCUGGAGGCUGAGGCAGGAGGAGUACAUGUACAGAGCUAGCCUCAGCAAUUUGGCAAGGCCCUGAGCAACUUAGUGAGAUCCUGUUUCAAGAUUAAAAAGCAAACAAACUGGGCUGGGUAUGUGGCCCAGUGGUUAAGUGCUCCUGGGUUCAAUCCUCUCCCCCCAAAACAACAACAACAACAACAAAAAACCCAACAAAACAAAACCCCCAAAACCCAAAAAUGUUUAGGCUAUUCAGAUGGAAGAAAUUGUGUUUUGUUCUAUGACCUCUAAUCUAGGGAAACUUAAUAUACACAUGAAUCAUCCAUGGAUCGAAGAUUCUAAUAUAGUAAAACCAGGUGAGGACUGAAAUUCUGCAGUGCUAACAAGCUCCCAGGUGAUGCUGGUGUUGCUUUUCUAAGGAUUAUAAUUGCAGUAGCAAGCCUGUAGACAAAUAUCUUGAUCUUUACCUUUUACAUUUUCAGAUAGGAGUAUAGUAUGUAGAGCUUAUUUAUUUGGAUAUUUUGAUUUAGAAGUUGGAAAGACAUCAUCACCCACUAUGAGAUGUAUGAGUCUUCUAUGUGGAAAAACAUGAAAAACAUAUUUUUUGGCUUCUAAGGUGUGUGAUAACUAUCUAGGACAGGAAUGGCCACUAUGUUUUUACUCUCUUCAAUCUAUUCACUUGGUAGUGACUCCUUGAUAUGAGGCAUUAUAAGAAUUCUUAGAUCUCAGGAGGACUUGGUGGAAGGACUACUAGGAGCAGAAAAACAAUGGGGGAAGGUGAUAGCACGGUUAUUUGCCAUCUUUGAUCUGUAUUAUUCAGCUACCUUUUUACUGGCAUUCCUAAGAAAGGGAAGAUGAAUGUGAUGUUUGCUAUUUAUAAUACCUUUAUAAUUGAGCAAGUAAAAUGUUGAUUAUGGACAAUCCAGGUUAGAUUUCAGAUUACUUCUGUGUACAUUGGGUCUGAGGUGAUGGCCAAGAUUAUAAAGCAAUUUUUGUCUACAGUAGCUUUGGGAAAUCAUGUAAAAUAUAAUUAACUAUUUUUCACUGUAUUUCUUUAUAAAGAUGUUGCUGCUGACCUUGGUCAGCUCCUGUAAAUGAGGCAACAGAAGAGACUGGCAUAUGAGGAACUUUGUAUGUUGCUCACAUCUAAAAACUGUUAAUUAGUUUCUGAUUCUGGUCCAUUUGCAGAACUUUCUUUGUUAUUCCUUCUAACCAACUCUGACCACAAGUUCUGCUCCAUUGGUCCAGCAGAAAUGCUUCUUUGAGGUAGUCUCAAAGUUGUGCCUUCUAUAGUACCAUGGUUGGUGUUGGUUGACCUGGCAAUUUCAGUGUAGGUGUUAUGUGGGUCUAUUUUCUGUAGGACCUUCAAUGUCAGGAUCUGUUGUAGAUUCUUCUAGUGCAGAAACUUUUAUUUCAUCUAUAGUGACCGAAUACUCUGGAACUGAUUUGUAUUAGACAAAAUCACGAGUCCUCCUAAAUUCCUUCCAGAACAAGUGGAGAUGGGAUGAAGUGGGAGCCUCAAUCUAUGUCUAGACUGUGACUUUAGGAUAUAGAAGUAGGUGGUGCUGUGGGCUGUGGCUUCAGAGAAAAUAGUCAUAGGAAGUACCCUGAGCAAGACCAGUCUAGGUCAAACAGUCAGAUCUGAGGACAACAAAUAAGGUGGUAAAAAUUGAAUUUUGGAACUGGAGUUCAGCUGUGUUCUUUGAAGGAAUACCAGGAAAAAGUGAGUUUUGUAAGGGUUCAGAGCCUGCUUGGCAUUUUGAAACUGAUCAUGAGCCAGAAUGCUAGCUUAUUAUUUCAGUGGAAAAAUGACAGCAUGAGAACUGUGAUCAACUUAAUUGUAUGGAUAUUUUCUGGAGUUCAGGAUCACCCACAAGAUUAAAUUACAGAUGAGAAAGUUGCUCAGCAAAAGUAGGACCAGAUUAAAGGGUUUUGUCUUUUAGACAAUUCUUGAUGAAUUGCCCUUUUCCACUCUGGCAAGAUUGCUUUUCAAAGAAGUGCUUUACAAACUUUUUUAUACAUGGUGCUCUAGCAGACCUUACUUCACUGUCUUUAAGGCUAUCCUAAGGGCCAAGGGGAUCAAUAUCUGUACAAUAUAGCGUUUUCUUUAUGAGAACUCAAGAGUGUAAUUUCUCUGAGGCAUUGAAACCAGAAAGUGUUGUACAUCUGCUGAGAAACUCAUAUGUUUUCAUUGGGUGAAUACUGUAUUGGUAUCUGAUUAUAGUCCCAUCUUUACAUUGACUGAUGGGAGUCUUGGAGUCAAAUCUGUGGCUUGGCAUGAGACCCAUGACAUAUGCUACAUAUUUUCUUUUAUCUUAUUUCUACUGUUUCCUUUCUCUCUUAAGUUCCACAUUCACUUUUUAAAUAUUUGUUAUGACAUGCAGAUUUGUAAACUGCCACUUUAUAAUUAAUUAAUUUGUGUGUUUGUCCCUAUGUUGCUAGCUAGCCACAUAGACAGAUGCAUACAAACAUGCAUGCCAAAGCACAUUUAUUUCUUCAAUAACAUUGCAAUAUGACAUUUAAACUGAAUUGCUUCUGAAAUGAUUUUCUGUACAAAUCAUAUUGUGGGCACUUACAAAUAUCAAUCAAAGAGGAUACAUGUUCCUGUUUUGGGUGUUUUGUCCUUUGCUUGACUUUUUUGUCUCAUUAAUCUUUUGGCCUUGGUUAAAUUAAUCUUUGGGUCUUUGGGUCUUUAUUCUUCUCUUUCCUCUGGGGUCUUCAAAUUGAGCUGUUUAAGUGACUUUGAUUUAACUCUUGGUUACAUGCUAGAGAGUUCAGAAAAAAUAUGUGAUGUGUGCUCAUUACCUGGGAUAUUGAUAAAAAAAUUGCACAUUGCUAUUUUGUCAUUGUAGAGACAAUGUAGUAUAGUAGAAAAUCCAUGAUGUUUAUGUUAAAAAAAACUUGUUUCUGUCAUUCUUAGCUAUGUGAUCUUGGGCACAUCUCUUGAUCUUCCAGAUUCAGUCUCUUAAUUUUUAUUUUAGAGAUGGCAGUAUCUGUUUCAUUUAAUCUCAUAAGUUUAUGUCAAAAUUAAUAUGGUUAUGGUCCAUGUGAAAAUAAAUUGGGAGUUAUGCUUCAUAAAAUGUUACUUAUUUUCCUAAUAAUAUUUUUUUGAGUGUGAGGAAACAAUAUAUUAUUAGUGAUUUAAAGUCAUUGUAUAGAGUAUUUGCUGGUUAGGAGUUACAGAUGUCUGGAAUUUCUGGUGCUGUAAAGAUAAAUCCCUUUUCUCCUCUCUAUACAAUUAUGUUCAGCAACCUAUGAUGUAGCACCUCUUACUCAUAAAAUCUAGUCUGUGGUUGACUUACUUACAAUUUUAGUCUGUUCAGGUGAUUUUGGAAUAUUUACAUUUUCAGUUUCAUAUAGUAUGAAUAUGAAGGAUGGUAUUGCUUUUCUGGAGACUGUUAAAAAGGAAUGCUUUCAAAGUCACUUUCUAGUAGCUCUCAGAAGGGGGCACACUUUUCCAUAAUAAAGCGACUAACUUUCUCUAGCUGAAGUUCAGAAGAUUUUAUCACUUUAAGUAAAUUAUAUCAGAAAAAAAUGUAGAACUGGAGGGAAAUUUAGGAUAUCUUUUAUUUACCUAUUCAUCCUAACCUUAACCUAUGGGAGAAGUGGAGCAGGGAGACUUAUGAAAUUUCUCCACAGAUAUUCAUAUCUUUCCAGAGUAAGGAAAAUAGUAAUAGCAAAUAGUUGUAUAGCAUCUGCUAUAAACUUGGCACCAUUCUAAAUGCUUUCCAUAUAUUAUCUCUUUUAAAUCUCUUAAAACCCUGUAAGGCAAUAUGGUAGCUAGCCAGCCUCUAAAAUGAUGCUCAGUAAUCUCUACCUCUUGGUAUUCUUGCUUUUGUAUAGUCCUCCCAUAGUGAAUAGGGUUGACCUGUGUAACUGAUAGGAUAUUGAAAAAAAUGAUGAGGAGUAAUUGUUGUAAAAGAUAUUGUGACUUCCACCUCUUGAACUGCUGGUUCUGAGGGUAGCUAGCCACUGAUCUUGAAGAUGUUCAAGAAGCCUGUUGAGAAAUCCAUAUGGAGAAGAACUGAGGUCUUCAGCCAACAAUUACUAUAAUUUCAAUACCAGAUGACAAUUUCAGUAUUCCAGAAGGUGAAGAAGAUCUGGCAAAAGCAAUUCAGAUAGUCCAAGAGCAGGCUACAGAUACUCAAAUUUUGGAGCAGAAAACAAUUCUUCCUUCAAGGCAUGCAGUUCCUGAAGUAAUAGAAGACUUUCUCUGCAAUUUUCUGAUCAAAAUGGGAAUGACCAGAACUCUUGAUUGCUUUCAAUCUGAAUGGUAUGAGUUAAUACAGAAGGGGAUAACUGAACUUAGAACUGUUGGGAGUGUUCCAGAUGUCUACACUCAGAUUAUGCUUUUAGAUAAUGAGAACAAAAAUUUGAAGAAAGACUUAAAGCACAUCAAACAGGCAGCUGACAAGGCUAGAGAAGAUCUGCUGAAAACUCAGAAAGAACGUGAUUUUCAUCGAAUGCAUCACAAGAGAAUAGUCCAAGAAAAAAAUAAAUUAAUUAAUGACCUCAAAGGGUUGAAAUUACAUUAUGCAUCCUAUGAACCAACUAUAAGGGUGUUACAUGAGAAGCACCAUGCUUUACUGAAGGAGAAAAUGCUGACCUCCUUGGAAAGAGACAGAGCUGUUGGACAGAUUUCUGGACUUCAAGCAACACUGAAGAACAUAGAUGUAGGACAUAAUUUUCAUAUUCCUGAAAUUAAAGUUGGUCACAGUAUUGAAAAAGAAAAUGUGCCAGAAGGUCCUACUCAGAAAGGUCUUCGUAAAGCCAGGGAACAAAACAAAUGUAAAACAAAGAUGAAAGACAAUGCAAAGGAUUCAGAAUUUCCCAUCAAUAUACAACCAAAUCCAAACUUGAAUUUAUGUAAAGAAAAUCUUCCUCCAGCAAAAUUUGACUACAAGCUGAGUAACAUUUUUAGACUUCAUGAACUUCCAGUGAGCUGCAUCAUCAUCCACCCCUGCAAAGACAUUUUAGUCUCCUGCAGUGAGGAUCGCCUCUGGAAGGUGGUGGGCCUCCCAAAAGGCAAUGUACUUCUCACAGGAUUCGGCCACACUGACUGGCUUUCAGACUGCAGCCUCCAUCCCAGUGACAACAAGUUGGCUACUUGCAGUGGUGACACUACAGUUAAAUUAUGGGACCUCCUUAAAGGCAAUUGCCUUUUGACCUUCGAAGGACACAGCCAUGCAGUAUGGUCUUGCACUUGGCACUCUUGUGGCGAUUUUGUGGCUUCUGCCUCACUGGAUACAACUAGCAAAAUAUGGGAUGUUAAUAGUGAAAGAUGCAGAUAUACUUUGUACGGACAUACAGAUUCUGUGAACAGCAUUGAGUUUUUUCCUUUCUCCAACACUCUUCUCACAGGUUCAGCAGACAAGACCCUCUCCUUAUGGGAUGCACGAACAGGUAGAUGUGAACAUUCACUUUAUGGCCACAUGCAUUCCAUCAAUGAUGCCACCUUCACUCCUACAGGUCACAUGAUAGCAUCCUGUGAUGCUUGCGGGGUUAUAAAACUGUGGGACUUUCGGAAACUCUUACCAAUUGUAUCCAUUGAUGUUGGACCAAGUGCUGGCAAUGAGGUGAACUUCGAUUCAUCAGGUCGAGUAUUAGCUCAAGCGAGUGGCAAUGGGGUUAUCCAUUUGCUGGAUCUUAAAUCUGGACAGAUUCACAAACUGAUGGGCCACGAGAGUGAGGCACACACGGUGGUGUUUUCCCAGGAUGGAAGGAGUCUGUUUUCUGGAGGUUCCGACGGCACAAUUCGAAUGUGGUCUUAAUAGUCAGCAGCGUAUCCCACUGCAGAGGGCAUUCCCUUGAAGGCUUAAAAAUGCUUCUUGGAGUCCCAAACCAGUAAAUAACUGGUUAAAUAUGCCACUAGGUAACAUUUACAAUUUGCUUUAGAGCAUGCUUUGGACAUGUUUUGUAGUGUUCAUACUGUUACCAAUAAAAUAAAGAAAAAACUUUUUGCUCA
This is a messenger RNA of Ictidomys tridecemlineatus (thirteen-lined ground squirrel), 9448 nucleotides long. RefSeq names its product sperm associated antigen 16 (gene Spag16). Gene Ontology annotation, biological process: axoneme assembly. The record is from RefSeq and is a predicted model, not a curated record. Gene Ontology annotation, cellular component: axonemal central apparatus. Gene Ontology annotation, molecular function: protein binding. Lineage: Eukaryota; Metazoa; Chordata; Mammalia; Rodentia; Sciuridae.